CAUAAAAAAAUGAGUAGGCUAAUAGCGAUUUCAAAAAUCUUGCGGUCUUAAAAGAAAUACACUUCGGACCAGGAAUGCAAGAGCACACUCUAGGGCGAGAGGGAGACGGAACGCAAAAGUGGAAGAUGAUGUCCCCAAAAGAACCCGCUUCUGAUUCACGACUCACUCGUUCUUCUUCCAUUAGGCAGACUCCAUUGCAAGUAAUACAUGUACUCGGAAACUUCAUGAGAAUAUGGUCUGUUUAUGCUUUAUACCACCACCUUUCCCAAAAAGGAGAUUCUGUUAUACUCUUUAUAUUCAGUUGUUUGGUUCCAGCUUCUAUCAUAUUUUUUUUGUUGCAAAAGCCCUGGAAGGGGAGGCCAUUACCGAAUUCACAGAUUGUACCUACUAUCAUAAAUGGAGCAAUAAUGGCACUAUUCUUGAUCUUAUGGGGAAAAGGUCUUUUGUCUUGUGGUCCACUUAUUACACUCUUGACAGAGUAUGCAGGUGCUGUUCUUGGAGUUUUAUCUGCAUUAUUCUAUGGAAGGAGAGUCAACAUUUGGAAGAAGGUGGGUGGACUUUUUGCAAUGUCAGCGUCAUUUUAUUUCUUAUCUAUUGGUUGGGCAACAAGCAGUUAUUCACCAUUCCACUUGAUAUUCAUAGAUAGCAUUAGUUCAGAGCGAGUGCAUAAAGCUAAGCAAUCCUUAGGAUUCAAAGAAAUUGCAGUGCCCAUCUUGGCUGGUGUCUUGUCAGCUUUGAGAAGAGUGAUGGCACGCCGUGUUUCACUCAAGAAUCAGCUUAAAAGGCGACUCCAUGCAAUUACUGUUGCUUCGGCUGCCUGUUUUCUUUUUCCUCUGGCCAUGUGGGAUACAAUCUUAGGGUCAGAGUCCAACAGCAUUGCCAACUUACAGUUUAUGAGUUGGGCAUACUUGAGCACAAUCUUUUUUGGAAUUGUGUUUAUAUUUUACAUUGACAAUUUAGCUGAGGAAAGAUUGCGUCUUGUUUUCUCCUCUCCAAGGCAUUUAAUGGUUGCUACAGGCUGCAUAAUCGUCAUGGAGAUGACAUACAAAAUGGAUUUCUCUCUGUUGGGUUUUCUGAUAUGCUCUUCGGUGCUUGCAUUCGGCAUUUUUGAAGCAACUUCUUUGGAGCGCUUGAGGAGCUCUGUAGAUGCUCAGGAAAUAUCUGAUGGAACCUUUGAGAACAAUUUACAGAUGUCUUCACUUCCUAGUUGAUGAUAUAAUGCUGUUUAAUCAAUUGUGGAAGAAUUCAUUGCGUUUUGGGCGCAUGAAAUACUAAACAAAUGGCUUUGUUCAUCCAAGUAAACUUAUUACUUGAGGUAAAAAGUAAUUAAUCAGGUAUGCUGUUAUCAACAUGAUCGGGUACAGCACUGAAGUUGUAGUUGACAACCCAUUUUUAAUUUCUGAAUCUGAAUGUAAAUUGUGUUGAUAAUAACAUUACUAUAAUACCACAUCAUGAUUGAUUGAUCUGACCACAAUCCA
Molecule: messenger RNA, 1478 nt
Organism: Dendrobium catenatum
Lineage: Eukaryota; Viridiplantae; Streptophyta; Magnoliopsida; Asparagales; Orchidaceae
Exons: 11
Coding region: 75-1211 (378 amino acids)
Source: RefSeq, a predicted model, not a curated record